Messenger RNA from Pygoscelis adeliae (Adelie penguin), 1148 nucleotides. RefSeq names its product coiled-coil domain containing 109B (gene MCUB). NCBI's taxonomy places the organism in Eukaryota, Metazoa, Chordata, Aves, Sphenisciformes, Spheniscidae. Gene Ontology annotation, cellular component: uniplex complex; mitochondrial inner membrane. Bases 1 to 1017 code for a protein of 338 amino acids. Gene Ontology annotation, biological process: mitochondrial calcium ion homeostasis; calcium import into the mitochondrion. Gene Ontology annotation, molecular function: calcium channel inhibitor activity. The transcript is spliced from 10 exons. The record is from RefSeq and is a predicted model, not a curated record.
AUGCAGGAUCAAAAUCCUGCUGUCUGCACUGUCCCAGGGCUAAAAGACCUCACGGAAACCAUGCACACUGUUUUAAGUUACACUGCGGACUCUGAACUGCUGCAGAAUGCUUCUGCCUUCAGGCGCCACGAUGUAGAGCUCUUUCAAGCAGCUGUUUUUGUGGUGCGGCUGUGGAGGCACGCCGGAGCUUGGAGGGGCCGGGAAGGAGCACCUUACAGCACGCUGGUGCCAUCUGACGAAGUAACUAUUAAUUACAGACAUGGUCUGCCUGUGAUAACUCUUACGCUGCCCACAAGAAGUGAACGCUGUCGGUUCACUGUCAAGCCAAUGAGGGCGGAAGUCUUUGCAACAGAUGGUAGCAAGGUCUCUGAUGCAACCUUGAUGGAGGUCUUAUUGAUGAAUGACUUUAAACUUGUUGUCAACAACACAGCAUACAGUGUGUCACCUCCUGCAAAAGAGACGCUGAGUAGUGAGCAUGCUACUGAAAUGGAAGAUAUCAAAUCCUUGGUUCACAGACUGUUUGUGGCUCUACAUUUAGAAGAUCACCAGAUCAGGAAAGAGAGAGAAUUGCUACAGAAACUGGACCAUCUGAAAGAAGAGUUGCUGCCUCUUGAACAGAUGAAAGCCAGAAUCACGGACAGGGCAGAUGCAAAGACCUCCAGGCUCCUAUGGGUUGGCUUAGCGCUGAUGUCAACACAAGGGGGAGCACUGGCGUGGCUCACGUGGUGGGUCUAUUCGUGGGACAUCAUGGAGCCGGUCACAUACUUCAUCACUUAUGGGAGUGCCAUGGCUUUCUAUGCCUACUUCGUUCUUACUAAACAGGACUACAUUUACCCUGACGCUAAAGACAGGCAGUUCCUCCACUACUUCUAUCAGAAAUCCAAAAAACAGCAUUUUAAUGUGGAACGAUAUAACAAGCUCAAAGAAGACCUAGCAGAGGCAGAAGAAUCCCUGAGGCGUCUGCGCCAACCUCUGCACCUGAGGCUUCCAAUCCAGGAAAUCAAUGACAAGGACUGACUUUGGUUUUUCGUAUAUAUUAGAAUUGCCUUUUCAAAGGUGAUAUGAACAUUUAGUUACUUUAUAGAAACUGGGUAUUUUUGACCACUAUAGUUUUGAAAGUUGCAAUAAAUAACUAUAAAAAUGAUUUG